CCACCUCACCUGGCUGCAGGUUGCGGUGUAUGAGGAAGCAGCACUGACUGUGUGUUCUGCCAGGAGGGGAGUGCGGCUCUACGAUGAAUAAUCCUAUUCCUUCCAACUUGAAGUCUGAAGCGAAAAAAGCAGCAAAAAUUUUAAGAGAAUUCACAGAAAUCAGUUCUAGAUCUGGACCAGAUAAAAUUAUCCCAGCUCAUGUCAUUGCCAAAGCACAAGGCCUUGCCAUUCUGUCUGUCAUAAAAGCCGGCUUUUUGGUGACGGCUCGAGGAGGAAGUGGAGUAGUCUUAGCACGCCUUCCGGAUGGACGAUGGUCCGCUCCUUCUGCUAUUGGCAUUGCUGGACUUGGUGGGGGGUUUGAAAUUGGAAUUGAAGUAUCUGAUUUAGUUAUCAUCCUAAAUCACAAAAGAGCAGUAGAAGCUUUUGCCAAAGGUGGCAACCUCACUCUCGGAGGGAAUUUCACAGUGGCCAUUGGACCUUUAGGAAGAAAUUUGGAAGGAGAUGUCGCUAUUCGAAGUUCUGCAGCAGUCUUCACAUAUUGCAAGUCCAGGGGACUGUUUGCUGGAAUAUCAUUGGAAGGGUCUGGUUUGAUUGAAAGGAAGGAAACCAAUCGCAAAUUUUACUGUCAGGAUGACAUCCGAGCUUAUGAGAUACUGUUUGGUGAGAUUCCGCGCCCCGCUCCGGCUGAUGAGCUUUAUGAGAUUCUGGACUCCUUCACAGAAAAAUAUCAAAAUGAAGAGCAGAGUGUUAACAUGAGAAAACUGGCCAGAGAACAAAAGAAGGCCAAAGAAAUAUCAGUAAAGUCAAGCAGACCACAUUCCUACCAAGCAGGAAACGGCAAAGAAGCCGCUAGGCCUACUCAGAGAAGCUAUCCUGACCUCUCCAGUUACAACAUGAAUGAACGCAGCUCAAGAGGAGAGGGAAUUACUGCAACUGCUAUCUACCCAUUUGAAGGGUUACAGCCAGGAGACCUGACGUUCCAAGCUGGAGAAAAGAUCACAAUCGUGACCAAAACUGAUUCGCAAUACGACUGGUGGGAGGGCAAGUUGAGAGGAGAGCUGGGAAUUUUCCCUGCUAAUUAUGUUAUGAUAAAUUAACUCUGCAAAAAAAGCACCGAUUUAUGCUUCAGGGAUGUUGGAAAUGUUACAAUUCAAAAUGGUACAGCAACAUUAAAUAUAUAUUUAUCUAUGUGUAUGCAAAUUCAGAGAGAUAAAAAUGGAUUAUAUUA
Nanorana parkeri is the source of this 1228-nucleotide messenger RNA. RefSeq names its product SH3 and SYLF domain containing 1 (gene SH3YL1). The coding region runs from base 84 to 1097 and encodes 337 amino acids. The record is from RefSeq and is a predicted model, not a curated record. Gene Ontology annotation, cellular component: ruffle membrane. NCBI's taxonomy places the organism in Eukaryota, Metazoa, Chordata, Amphibia, Anura, Dicroglossidae. Gene Ontology annotation, molecular function: phosphatidylinositol binding; protein binding. The transcript has 11 exons.